CCAAGCCAUAUAAUAACCCCACAAAUCCCUCCAUUUUCACCACUAAUCUGCACAUAUAAAUUAAUCCCCAAUGUCUUCAAUUGAUUUAUGUAAAUCAACCAGUAUUCUACAACCACCAGAAUUCAAAAAAAAAAACAAAAAAAAAAAAACAUGGACAACAUUUUCUUGGUGUCCUUUUUCAGUUUGCUGAUAGUGGCUCAUGGAAUUGCAGAAAGUAGUAACUUAUACGACGACGUUGGUGUUCUCGGAGAGCUUGAAAGCUUGGACAUUGAAGAAGCAGGUGAUAUCGAACUCCUUGACCUCCCAUGGUUGACGAGUGAAAGAGGCAGUAAGUAUCUCGUCAAUGUGGAUGCUUUUGGUGCAGUUGGAGAUGGUGUUUCCGACGACACUCAGGCAUUCACAAGUGCGUGGAAGCAAGCUUGCACGACGCCAAAUUCAGUUUUCAUGGUUCCGAUGGGACGUCGUUACGUUGUUAAUGCUACGAGAUUCAGAGGGCCCUGUGCUGACAAGUUAGUGAUCCAGAUUGAAGGAACAAUUGUAGCACCAGCUGAGCCCAAAAGUUGGGAUCCGAAAAACCCACGAAUUUGGCUCGAUUUUUCCAAUCUGACGAAGGUUGUUUUCCAAGGAGGUGGAGUGAUUGACGGGUCAGGAAGCAAAUGGUGGGCGGCAUCUUGCAAAACGAACAAGUCAAAUCCUUGCAAAGGAGCACCAACUGCAUUUACUAUAGAUUCAAGCUCAGUUGUGAGGGUGAAAGACCUCACCAUUCAAAACGGCCAGCAGAUGCAUUUCACCAUUUCCCGGUCUGAUUCUGUGCGGGUGAUGCGUGUACAAGUUUCUGCUCCGGGAGACAGUCCCAAUACUGAUGGAAUCCACAUCACUCAAUCAACAAAUGUGGUUGUCCAGGACACCAAAAUAGGAACAGGGGAUGAUUGCAUCUCUAUUGUUAAUGGUAGUUCAAGUAUCAAGAUGAAGACAAUCUAUUGCGGACCUGGUCAUGGAAUCAGCAUAGGAAGCCUUGGGGAGAACAAUUCCACUGGCAUUGUGACAAAGGUGGUCGUGGACACGGCAUUCCUCAGGGAGACUACCAAUGGCCUCAGGAUUAAGACUUGGCAGGGAGGAUCUGGUUAUGUUAAAGCAAUACGUUACCAAAAUGUGAGAAUGGAAGAUGUUUCAAACCCAAUCAUAAUUGAUCAAUUCUACUGUGAUUCCCCGUCAAAUUGUCAAAACCAGACAUCAGCUGUGGAAAUAAGUCAAAUUAUGUACCGGAACAUUACCGGGACUUCUAAGAGCAAAAGGGCUAUGAAAUUUGCAUGCAGUGACUCAGUACCCUGCAACCACAUAGUCCUGAACAACAUCAACCUAAAGACUACCGAUGGCACGGCUGAGACAUACUGCAAUUCGGUCACGGGUUUUGGUUAUGGAUAUGUGCAGCCUUCAGCAGAAUGCUUGACAUCCACCGACAAGGCCUCCAUGAUCGAACAGACAGCUGAGCUUGAAGAACGAAGCAGAGAGGACUUGGUUCAUACUGAACUCUGAUUCUACACAUAGGUGGUCAUUAAUUACUUCAUGAUUGUAUUAAGCUGGAUAAUUAACUCAAGAGUAUACUAGUAUAGUAUUUGAUUAAAUGAGGUCUUAAGUCUCUAAGAUGCAUAAGUCUAAUUUCAAGUUAAAUAACAGGUUUCAUACUUUUAUACACCAAUUACAGUGAACCAAAUUCGGGUAUACAAUAGAGCAGUUGUGUAAUGUACCUAUAAUUUGAAAAAAAAAAAAAAAAAAAAAAGUCAAUUUAUUGACUAUUGAGAUU
Molecule: messenger RNA, 1804 nt
Organism: Cornus florida
Lineage: Eukaryota; Viridiplantae; Streptophyta; Magnoliopsida; Cornales; Cornaceae
Product: probable polygalacturonase At1g80170
Exons: 9
Coding region: 151-1536 (461 amino acids)
Biological process (GO): carbohydrate metabolic process
Molecular function (GO): polygalacturonase activity
Source: RefSeq, a predicted model, not a curated record